Photinus pyralis (common eastern firefly) is the source of this 2326-nucleotide messenger RNA. RefSeq names its product methylcrotonoyl-CoA carboxylase subunit alpha, mitochondrial (gene Mccc1). NCBI's taxonomy places the organism in Eukaryota, Metazoa, Arthropoda, Insecta, Coleoptera, Lampyridae. The transcript is spliced from 10 exons. Gene Ontology annotation, molecular function: metal ion binding; methylcrotonoyl-CoA carboxylase activity; ATP binding. The coding region runs from base 187 to 2274 and encodes 695 amino acids. Gene Ontology annotation, cellular component: mitochondrion. The record is from RefSeq and is a predicted model, not a curated record.
GCGAACAGAUAAAAGGUAUACAUAACCUAAAAAAUAGUUCAUAAGUAUGUGUGUAUUGCAAGUGGUUAGUAAAGAAAGAAUGUGGUGACAUACAUAAGAACUAAGAAGACUUUCACAAUAUCGCGAUAAGAAUUUCACUAAAAUUAUCUCCUUUUAAUGGAAGUUCGCGUACGUUGAACGUCUAAAAUGGUUCUGUGGAAGGUCGCGCGUUUGUAUAAAACUUUUGGAUGCUCUAUUACGGUCCCUCACAGGUUUAGUAGCACAAAGAGACGAAUAGAUAAGUUAUUAAUUGCGAAUCGAGGUGAAAUAGCAUGUCGUGUGAUAAGAACCGCGAGACGAUUGGGUGUAAAAACUGUCUCCGUUUAUAGUAGUGCCGAUAAAAAUGCGAUGCACGUGCAAAUGGCCGACGAGGCGUUCCUCAUUGGACCCCCAAGUUCACAAGAAAGUUACUUACGGGCCGAUAAAAUUUUGGACGUUGUCAAAAAAUCCCAAUGCCAAGCGGUACAUCCUGGGUAUGGUUUCCUAUCGGAAAAUGCCGAAUUUGCCGAUCAAUGCAGGGAGCAAGGUAUCAUUUUCGUUGGACCUCCAGCUUCAGCUAUCCGAGACAUGGGUAUAAAAAGUACCUCCAAGAAAAUAAUGAAAGAGGCAAACGUGCCGAUAAUUGAGGGUUAUCAUGGCGAUGAUCAGAGUAACGAAACACUAAAAAGGGAGGCAGCCAGAAUUGGUUACCCCAUAAUGAUUAAAGCCGUGCGAGGUGGUGGUGGUAAAGGCAUGAGAAUCGCCCAAAGUGAAAGUGACUUUAUGGAGGCGCUCGAGUCGGCACGCAGUGAAGCUCAAAAAUCUUUUGGUGACUCUGUUGUUCUAUUGGAGCGGUUCAUAGGAGAACCUAGGCACGUAGAGGUGCAAGUAUUUGCAGAUUCCUACGGUGACGCCGUGCAUCUGUUCGAACGCGAUUGCUCGGUGCAAAGACGCCAUCAAAAAAUCAUUGAAGAGGCUCCAGCGCCUGGUUUGUCUGCCGAGUUAAGAUCAGAAUUGGGAGCCGCGGCGGUUAGAGCCGCCAAAGCAGUCGGUUACGUGGGAGCCGGUACCGUCGAGUUCAUUUUAGAUCGUCAUUCCCAUAGCUUCCACUUCAUGGAAAUGAACACGCGGUUGCAAGUGGAACACCCGGUAACCGAAAUGAUAACCGGUACCGAUUUGGUGGAAUGGCAAAUUAAAAUUGCAUCAGGCGAACGUCUUCCUCUAACACAAAGUGAUAUAAGGCUGAAUGGUCACGCUUUUGAGUCGAGAAUCUAUGCCGAAGAUCCGGCGGGUGGUUUUCUUCCUGGAGCCGGUCCAUUGAAACAUUUAACCACCCCCCAGGUAUCUGAUGAUGUGAGAGUUGAAACAGGAGUGCGGCAAGGGGAUGAGGUAUCAGUUCACUAUGAUCCAAUGAUUGCCAAACUCGUUGUUUGGGGAAAAGACAGAGAUGAAGCUUUAAUGAAAAUGAAAUCAAAUCUGGUCCACUACAAUAUAGCCGGAUUAGAAACAAACGUGAACUUUUUAAUAAGUUUAUGUAAACACAAGGAAUUUGCAGCGGGAAAUGUCCACACAAACUUUAUCAGAGAUUACCACGACAGCUUAUUUCCCCAAGAGAAAAUAGACGAUGAGCAAAAAAUCCAAGCCGCCGUCGCUUUAAGUUUGUUGGAAAGUGAAGCUGGCGAUAUCGGCGAGAGCAAUAGCCCAUUCGUUCUCGAAUCAAAUUUUAGAGUUAAUCAUUUCCAUCAAAGGACCGUGAAGCUGUUUUUCAAAGAUAAGGAAUUCAACGCAAUGUUAAAAAUGUUAGGUAGAAAUAAGUAUUCAGUGUCGUUGGAUGAUGGGGAGACGUGGCAUUCGGUGGAAGGUGAAAUUGGAACGGGAGGGUCGCUGAAAUGCAGCAUCAACGGGUUCGUUACAAACGCAAAGCUCUAUCAUGACGGAAAGACUUUAGCUCUAUUCAAUGACGACGGCAAGUUGGAGUUCAAACUGCCUCAAACCAAAUUUUCAACUGAUGAUGGCGAUUCGGUGCUUGGUUUUGGUAAUGUAGCCCUGGCGCCAAUGCCAGGAAUACUAGACAAAAUCCUUGUGAAAAUUGGAGACAGUGUGAAAAAAGGGGAGCCGGUAGCAGUAUUAAUUGCAAUGAAAAUGGAGUUUAUAGUUCGAGCGCAUAAAGAUCUGAAAGUGAGCGACAUUCUACACAAAGUCGGUGAUAAUGUUCAAAAGGAUACUGUUCUUGUGCAAUUUGAAACAACGGAAUAAUUUUGGCAGCAACAGAAAGGCAUUUUGUUAAUAAAGUUUUACGUUUACCUCA